AGGAUUGUGUUCGUUCACAGUCAAUAUUUACGAUUUCUCCUGGUGAACCCUGAAUUGCAAUAUGGCUGCCUAAGCCCCUUGAAAGCGAGUCUGAAGCCUGGGAGGUUCUUAUGUUUACCAUGGGCUGGAAGUUUGCACAAAACUACCUCCCCGGCUUCAGACUCGCCCCUCCUCUUAUCAUAUUUCAUUAUGAACAUAGUGGAAAGCAGCCCAUUUGUGUCUAAACUGAAGAGCAGCAGCAGCCACGAGAGUGAUCUGAGGUACGACUUGUCCUGUGAACUCUAUAGGAUCUCUACCUUUUCGACUUUCCCUCUGAAUGUCCCAGUGCCGGAAAGGAGUCUUGCCCGUGCUGGUUUCUAUUACACCGGUCUGAAAGACAAAGUGAAGUGCUACAGCUGCGGCUUGAUGCUGGAUAACUGGAAAAAAGGAGACAGCCCUUUGGACAAGCACAAACAGCUGUAUCCCAGCUGCAGCUUUGUGCAGAGCCUGGCUUCAGCAAGCAAUCUCGGCUCAUCCUUUCAUUCUGCCUUUUCGCCUCCAGUUUCUUCAAUGGGCGCUAAGAUGGACGUUGAAAGAAAAGCGCCAAGUUUGGAUCAAAUUGGGUAUUUCAGCCGGCGCUACUCCAGCUUUCCCCAAGAUCCGGUAACAUCCAGGGCAGUGGAAGUCCUCUCUCAUUUCAGACCCAGAUCUUUCAAUCAUGACAUGAGAGCCGAAGACGCCAGACUGCGCACCUUCCAGGCGUGGCCCCUGACUUUUCUGGCCCCAUCUGAUUUGGCCAAAGCUGGGUUUUACUAUGUGGGCCCCGCGGAUCGGGUAGCUUGCUUUGCCUGUGGCGGCCAUUUGGGCAACUGGGAUCCCGAGGAUAACGCCAUGUCUGAACACCGGAGGCACUUUCCCAACUGCCCUUUUGUGAAGAAUCUGUUUGGAGACCUGCCCGGUUUCUCGGUUUCUAACCUGAGAAUGCAAACCCGCAGUGCCCGCGUCAGCACAUUCACCAGCUGGCCGAUGACGAUCCCAGUUCGACCCCAGCAGCUUGCAGACGCCGGCUUCUAUUACGUAGGUUGCAACGAUGAUGUCAAAUGUUUCUGUUGUGACGGUGGACUCAGAUGCUGGGAGUCUGGGGAUGAUCCGUGGGUGGAGCAUGCAAAAUGGUUUCCAAGAUGUGAGUACCUGCUUCAUGAGAAAGGGCAGGAGUUUGUCCAUCAGGUUCAAGAAAGAUACCCUCGCCUUCUUGAACAGCUGUUGUCCACUUCAGACAUACCUAUGUUUGAAAACAACGACCCUCCAGUCAUCCGUUUUGAACCUGGAGAAAACCCUUCAGAAGAUGCAGUAAUGAUGAAAAACCCUGUCGUGGAAGCUGCUUUGGAGAUGGGAUUCAACAGAAGACUCAUUAAGCAGACCAUUCAGAGUAAAAUCCUAACCACAGGAGAGAGCUACAAGACGGUAUAUGAUCUCGUGUCCGAUCUUGUUGCUGCAGAAGAUGAAAGCAGGGAAGAAAAGGAAGUGCAGUUGGAGGAAGUGACAUCAGAUGAUCUGUCCUUAAUCCGAAAGUACCGGAUGGCGUUGUUUCAGCGCUUAACGUGUGUGCUUCCUAUCCUGGAAAAGUUGCGGACUUCCAAAGUCAUAACCGAGCUGGAAAACGAUGUCAUUAAACAGAAAACACAGACGCCCCUACAAGCGAGGGAAUUGAUCGAUACCAUCUUGGUGAAAGGCAAUGCAGCCGCGAGCAUAUUCAGAAGCUGUUUACAGGAAUGUGAUCCUCUGUUAUACCAAGAUUUGUUUGUGGAGAAGAAUGUGACAUACAUACCAACGGAAGAUGCUUCAGGUCUGCCCAUGGAAGAACAACUGAGACGUCUACAGGAAGAGAGAACAUGCAAAGUCUGCAUGGACAAAGAGGUGUCCAUUGUCUUCAUCCCGUGUGGUCAUUUAGUGGUGUGUAAAGAGUGCGCGCCAUCUCUUAGGAAAUGCCCUAUAUGCAGGGGCACGAUCAAGGGCACCGUUCGGACAUUUCUUUCAUGAGGGUUUAAAAGA
Molecule: messenger RNA, 2031 nt
Organism: Euleptes europaea (tarantolino)
Lineage: Eukaryota; Metazoa; Chordata; Lepidosauria; Squamata; Sphaerodactylidae
Gene: BIRC2
Product: baculoviral IAP repeat containing 2
Exons: 9
Coding region: 190-2019 (609 amino acids)
Biological process (GO): regulation of cell cycle; negative regulation of apoptotic process; positive regulation of protein ubiquitination
Cellular component (GO): cytoplasm; nucleus
Molecular function (GO): ubiquitin protein ligase activity; cysteine-type endopeptidase inhibitor activity involved in apoptotic process
Source: RefSeq, a predicted model, not a curated record